UGAAAACGCCUGGCGAGAGGGUGAGCGGCUGCUACAAUGUCGGCGAUGCAGGAGCUGUCCGAGCUGUACGAGGAGAGCAAUGACCUGCAGAUGGAUGUGAUGCCUGGCGAGGGUGACCUGCCGCAGAUGGAGGUAGGCGGCGGGAACCGGGAGCCAUCGCCGAACCACUCCCGCAACCGGGCCGCGCCACAGCUCGAGGAGGAAGGCCCCAUGGAGGAGGAGGGGGCCCAGCCAAUGGCGGAGCCAGAGGGAGGCCGAGGCCUUGCCAAGCGGCCCAGCCCCGGGGAGCAGCCGGGCGCGAUCGCGGGCCCCGACUUCGACAGCGAGGACGAGGGCGAGGAAUUUGACGACUGGGAGGACGACUACGACUAUCCGGAGGAGCAGCUGAGCGGGGCCGGCUACAGAGUGUCCGCGGCCCUCGAAGAAGCCAACAAGAUGUUCCUGAGAACAUCCAGAGCGAGGGAAGCGGCCCUGGAUGGCGGUUUUCAGAUGCAUUACGAGAAGACCCCGUUCGACCAGUUGGCUUUCAUCGAAGAGCUUUUUUCACUUAUGGUCGUCAAUCGCCUGACCGAAGAACUCGGCUGUGAUGAGAUUAUUGAUAAAGAGUAGUUAAAUGCUGUUACAAGAGGAGGAAACUACUUGAGGAGAGACCCAGCAUUCCACUGUCUCUUGGGUUUAUUCCAGAUAGUUCCGUGCCAAUGAAAAACUUGGUCUUCAAAAAAAAUUUUUUUUUUGUUUUGCAGAAUUAGAAUAGGGCAGUGACUGCACAGUUGCGAAAAAGAACUGUUAAAGAAAAAGGAUCUUAGGACGGUUGAAACCUGUUUUCAAGAAUAUCCUGAAACACCUACGGCUUUGACUUUGUGGUUGAUCCAGAUUAUUUUCUUUGCAUUGGAGAAAAUUACUUCCAUAUUCACUGUAAGGAAUGGUUUUGCAAAAGUAAGUCGUGACCCAGACAAACUGACAGUACAAGAGCCCACUGACAUUAAUUACAUGAGAAGAAGUAAUAUAUCCAACUUAGGACACCCGAUGUCUUUAGUUAUUUGGACAGAAAGCCUAUUGAGAAAACUUUGAAGAUUCCACUUUGUGAUCUAUCCAAGCUAUAGUUAUCAAAGGCUAAAUUUUUAGUGUGUGAUAAAUUGAAUAUUCUUAGUAUCUCAAAAAUAUAAGCAAAACCCAAAAGAAAUAUGUAUCAUGUGUACUGUAUCUUAACAUGUUUCCAAGGGCAUCUGAAAUUUUAUUUGUACAUGUAUCUUGAUUAUUUACAAAGCUGUGAUCUGUAAUUCAAGAAAAUUCAUUAUCUUUACCAUUUUUUAAAAAGUCAAAAAUGAAAAAAUGCUUAGUAAAUUUUCCAAUUCAGACAUUAAAAUGUAUGGGAAAGUACAAACAAAACAAACUAUUUCUAAUACUUUCAUACCCUAGAAAAAUUUUCUGUUUUUGUUGCUCUCUGUUUUUCAUUUAACUUUACAGGUAAAAGACUGGUUGAACUUCAUAAUGAAAGAACUGUUAAGUGAAAAUUGUCAAGUAAAAGGAAGGCCCUACAUUUUAAAACAACUAUAUGAACAAUUAUGCCGUCAACCUUUAGAAGUUUUAAACCUUUCCAGAAAUUUCUGAAGUUUCCCUCUGUCUCCUCCUCUAAUUAAGCUUGUUAUUGGUUAUACACCAGCAUUUGAGAUAAUAAAAUUUCUUGUUCUGUGUA
Miniopterus natalensis is the source of this 1696-nucleotide messenger RNA. It is a transcript of the gene EID1, whose product is annotated as EP300 interacting inhibitor of differentiation 1. Gene Ontology annotation, molecular function: transcription corepressor activity. Gene Ontology annotation, cellular component: nucleoplasm. The record is from RefSeq and is a predicted model, not a curated record. NCBI's taxonomy places the organism in Eukaryota, Metazoa, Chordata, Mammalia, Chiroptera, Miniopteridae. Gene Ontology annotation, biological process: negative regulation of DNA-templated transcription.